Messenger RNA from Lepus europaeus (European hare), 5007 nucleotides. It is a transcript of the gene SCRIB, whose product is annotated as scribble planar cell polarity protein. Gene Ontology annotation, molecular function: protein binding. The coding region runs from base 32 to 4909 and encodes 1625 amino acids. NCBI's taxonomy places the organism in Eukaryota, Metazoa, Chordata, Mammalia, Lagomorpha, Leporidae. The record is from RefSeq and is a predicted model, not a curated record. Gene Ontology annotation, cellular component: postsynaptic density; adherens junction; postsynaptic membrane. The transcript is spliced from 35 exons. Gene Ontology annotation, biological process: neurotransmitter receptor transport postsynaptic membrane to endosome; neurotransmitter receptor transport, endosome to postsynaptic membrane.
CGAGCCCGCCGCGCGCCGCCGAGCCCGCACCAUGCUCAAGUGCAUCCCGCUGUGGCGCUGCAACCGGCACGUGGAGUCGGUGGACAAGCGGCACUGCUCGCUGCAGGCCGUGCCCGAGGAGAUCUACCGCUACAGCCGCAGCCUGGAGGAGCUGCUGCUCGACGCCAACCAGCUGCGCGAGCUGCCCAAGCCCUUCUUCCGGCUGCUGAACCUGCGCAAGCUGGGCCUGAGCGACAACGAGAUCCAGCGGCUGCCCCCUGAGGUGGCCAACUUCAUGCAGCUGGUGGAGCUGGACGUGUCCCGCAACGACAUCCCCGAGAUCCCCGAGAGCAUCAAGUUCUGCAAGGCCCUGGAGAUCGCCGACUUCAGCGGGAACCCCCUGUCCAGGCUCCCCGAGGGCUUCACGCAGCUGCGCAGCCUGGCUCACCUGGCGCUGAAUGACGUGUCCCUGCAGGCGCUGCCCGGGGACGUGGGCAGCCUGGCCAACCUGGUGACCCUGGAGCUCCGGGAGAACCUGCUGAAGUCCCUGCCGGCGUCGCUGUCUUUCCUGGUCAAGCUGGAGCAGCUGGAUCUGGGAGGCAACGACCUGGAAGUGCUGCCGGACACACUAGGGGCGCUGCCCAACUUGCGGGAGCUGUGGCUGGACCGGAACCAGCUGUCGGCGCUGCCCCCGGAGCUGGGGAACCUGCGGCGCCUGGUGUGCCUGGACGUGUCGGAGAACCGGCUGGAGGAGCUGCCUGUGGAGCUGGGGGGCCUGGCGCUGCUCACCGACCUGCUGCUCUCCCAGAACCUGCUGCAACGGCUUCCGGACGGCAUCGGCCAGCUGAAGCAGCUGUCCAUCCUGAAGGUGGACCAGAACCGGCUGUGCGAAGUGACCGAGGCCAUCGGAGACUGCGAGAACCUGUCCGAGCUGAUCCUCACCGAGAACCUCCUAACGGCUCUGCCCCGCUCUCUGGGGAGGCUGACCAAGCUGACCAACCUCAACGUGGACCGGAACCACCUGGAGGCGCUGCCACCUGAGAUCGGGGGCUGCGUGGCACUCAGCGUCCUCUCCCUGAGGGACAACCGCCUGGCCGCCCUGCCGCCCGAGCUGGCCCACACUGCCGAGCUGCACGUGCUGGACGUGGCCGGGAACCGGCUGCGGAGUCUGCCGCUGGCGCUCACCCACCUCAACCUCAAGGCCCUGUGGCUGGCCGAGAACCAGGCACAGCCCAUGCUGCGCUUCCAGACCGAGGACGACGCCCAGACCGGCGAGAAGGUGCUCACCUGCUACCUGCUCCCGCAGCAGCCGCUGCCCGGCCUCGAGGACCCCGGGCAGCAGGGCAGCCCCUCCGAGAGCUGGAGCGACGUCCCCCCGAGCCGUGCCAGCGUCAUCCAGUUCCUGGACAGCCCCGCGGGCGGCGAGGACGCCGAGGAGGCCGCUGCUGAAAAGCGGGGCCUGCAGCGCCGGGCCACGCCCCACCCCAGCGAGCUGAAGGUGAUGAAGAGGGGCAUGGAGGAGCGCCGGGCCGAGGCGCCCUGCCGGCCUGAGCCCCCGGAAGAGGAGAAGAGGUUGAGCAGCGAGUCAGGGCGUAGUGAGGACUCCGGCGCGGCCGCCAGCACGGCCUCCGCAGGAGAGUCCGGGGACCCGCCGACCGUGCAGGGCCCGAGCCCCCAGGAGGACCUGGAGGAGGAGUACGAAGAGCCCACAGUACACUUCGCCGAGGACACGCUGCUGCCGGCCGAGGGCGCCGACAGCCCGGAGGGGCAGCUGGAGGCGCCCUGGCCCCUGCCGGGCGGGCGGCAGCGGCUCAUCCGCAAAGACACGCCCCACUACAAGAAGCACUUCAAGAUCUGCAAGCUGCCCCAGCCGGAGGCCGUGGUGGCCCUGCUGCGGGGGGCACAGCCGGACGGCCAGGGCCCCGCCUUGCCUGGGGACUGGCACAACGGCCCCCACGCGCCCCGGGCUCCUCGGGCCCAGGGGGAGGAGGAGGAGGAGGAGGAGGAAGAGGAGAACGGGGCCGAGGAGGAGGAGGAGGAGGAGGAGGAGGCCGAAGCAGAGGAGGAGGGCGGGGCCGCCAGCGAGGAGGAGGAGGAGGAGGAGGAGGACAAGGAGGAGGCGGGGCCCUGCGUGCCCUCUGUGAAGGGCGUGUCGUUCGACCAGGCCAAUAACCUGCUGAUAGAGCCCGCCCGCAUUGAGGAGGAGGAGCUCACUCUCACCAUCGUGCGGCAGACCGGGGGCCUGGGCAUCAGCAUCGCGGGGGGCAAGGGCUCCACUCCCUACAAGGGAGACGACGAGGGCAUCUUCAUCUCACGGGUGUCUGAGGAGGGGCCCGCGGCCAGGGCCGGAGUCCGAGUGGGCGACAAGCUCCUCGAGGUGAACGGCGUGGCCCUGCAGGACGCCGAGCACCACGAGGCCGUGGAGGCACUGCGGGGGGCGGGCACCACCGUGCAGAUGCGGGUGUGGCGGGAGUGCAUGGUGGAGCCCGAGAACGCGGUGACCGUCACGCCCCUGCGGCCGGAGGACGACUACAGCCCCCGGGAGCGGCGGCGCGGGGGCUCGCGGGAGGCCGCCGGGACCCUGCGCCAGCGCCAUGCGGCCUGCCUGGUCCGCAGCCAGAAGGGGCUGGGCUUCAGCAUCGCCGGGGGCAAGGGCUCCACGCCGUACCGCGCCGGCGAUGGGGGCAUCUUCAUCUCCCGCAUCGCCGAGGGGGGUGCUGCCCAGCGCGCGGGCACCCUGCAGGUCGGUGACCGCGUCCUCUCGAUCAACGGAGUGGACAUGACGGAGGCCAGGCACGACCACGCGGUCUCCCUGCUGACCGCCGCCUCCCCCACCAUUGCCCUGCUGCUGGAGCGGGAGGCUGGGGGCCCCCUGCCUCCCACCCCCACGGCCACCCCUGGGGAGCUUGGGCAGCCAAGGCUGGCCCCGAGCCUGCUGGAAGGACCGUACCCCGUGGAGGAGGUCCGCCUUCCACGAGCCGGGGGCCCGCUGGGGCUCAGCAUCGUAGGGGGCUCUGACCACUCGAGCCACCCGUUUGGCGUCCAGGAGCCUGGCGUGUUCAUCUCCAAGGUGCUCCCGCGGGGCCUGGCUGCGCGCAGUGGCCUGCGGGUCGGGGACCGCAUCUUGGCGGUGAACGGCCAGGACGUGCGGGAAGCCACGCAUCAGGAGGCGGUGAGCGCGCUGCUGCGGCCCUGCCUGGAGCUGUGCCUGCUGGUGCGCAGGGACCCGCCGCCGCCCGGCAUGCGGGAGCUGUGCAUCCACAAGGCCCCCGGGGAGAAGCUGGGCAUCAGCAUCCGCGGGGGCGCCAAGGGCCACGCGGGCAACCCCUGUGACCCCACGGACGAGGGCAUCUUCAUAUCCAAGGUGAGCCCCACGGGGGCGGCCGGACGCGACGGGCGGCUGUGUGUAGGGCUGCGGCUGCUGGAGGUGGACCAGCAGAGCCUGCUGGGCCUGACGCACGCCGAGGCCGUGCAGCUGCUGCGAGGCGUGGGGGACACCCUCACCGUGCUCGUCUGUGACGGCUUCCACGCCAGCUCCGCCGCGGCCCUGGAGGUGUCCCCAGGGGUCAUUGCCAACCCCUUUGCGGCCGGCAUGGGCCACCGGAACAGCCUGGAGAGCAUCUCGUCCAUCGACCGGGAGCUGAGCCCCGAGGGCAAGGAGAAGGAGCUGCCUGCGCCCAGCCCGCCAUGGGGGCCCGAGGCCUCGCAGGCCGCCGUACUGUCCAGCACGACGGGAGGGAAGAUGGCCGAGGCCGCCUGCUCUCCCAGCAGCCAGCAGACUGAGCCGGGGGUCAUCCAGCCGUUGGCUCGGGCCUGGCCCAGGGGCUCCGCAGCCCAGAGGGGCAGCAGUCCCAGCUCUCCCCCCUCCCCCGACGAGCUGCCUGCCAACGUGAAGCAAGCCUACAGGGCCUUCGCCGCGGUGCCCAGCCCGCACCCGCCCGCGGACGGCCCCGCCCAGCCCCCCGCGCCCGGGACCUGGGCCUCGCCCGAGCAGCUGUCUUUCCGCGAGCGGCAGAAAUACUUCGAGCUGGAGGUGCGCCUGCCCCAGGCUGAAGGCCCCCCCAAGCGCGUGUCCCUGGUGGGGGCCGACGACCUGCGGAAGAUGCAGGAGGAGGAAGCCCGCAAGCUGCAGCGGAAGAGAGCGCAGAUGCUGCGGGAGGAGGCCGCGGCCACGGAGGCCGCUGCGGGGCUCGCCCUGGACGCCGAGGCCCCGGAGGAGGAGGAGGAGCCGGAGCCGGAAGACGAACCCCCCUGGGCCGGCCCGGGCCCCACUGGAGGGCCCAGCCCGACCAGCCCCGCUGCCCUGGGAGGCAGCGGCGCCCCAGUGCGGACAGCCAAAGCCGAGCGCCGCCAGCAGGAGCGGCUGCGCAUGCAGAGCCCGGAGCUGGGGGAACCGCCGGCGCCCGAGCGCGCCCUGUCCCCGGCCGAGCGCCGCGCCCUGGAGGCGGAGAAGCGGGCGCUGUGGCGGGCGGCCAGGAUGAAGUCGCUGGAGCAGGACGCCCUGCGCGCACAGAUGGUCCUCAGCCGGUCCCAGGACGGCCGCGGCAAGCGGGGGCCCCUGGAGCGGCUGGCCGAGGCCCCGUCCCCCGCGCCCACACCGUCUCCCACCCCACCGGAAGACCUCGGCCCCCAGCGCAGCACGGCCCCCGGACGUCUGCCCCUGUCUGGAAAGAAGUUUGACUACAGGGCGUUCGCAGCCCUGCCUUCUUCCAGACCUGUCUAUGCGCUCCAGUCGCCCGGCCUGGAGGAGCUGAGCUGCCUGGAGCCGUGCCCCAGCCCCAGCCCCAGCCCCAGCCCGCAGGAGGAGGACGGAGAGGUGGCCCUGGUGCUGCUGGGCAGGGCCCCGGCCGGCGCCGACGACACGACGCCGUGCGGUGGCCGCCGCCCGCUGCGGCCGGGGCGCCGGGGCCUAGGCCCCGUGCCUUCGUAGGGGCGCGCGCCGCGCCCGGCCACACUGUAACUAGUGACGUUUGUACAACCAAAGACUCUAUUUUGUGGUUUAAGGAGAAUAAAGUUGACUACGUUUUA